Myxozyma melibiosi is the source of this 1249-nucleotide messenger RNA. RefSeq names its product NADP-dependent oxidoreductase domain-containing protein. The transcript is spliced from 5 exons. The record is from RefSeq and is a predicted model, not a curated record. NCBI's taxonomy places the organism in Eukaryota, Fungi, Ascomycota, Lipomycetes, Lipomycetales, Lipomycetaceae. The coding region runs from base 134 to 1162 and encodes 342 amino acids.
AAGCGGCCGGCGUUAAAGAUAAUUUAUUUAAUCACUGGAUCUCCCCGCUCUUCCUCUUUGAUCUUGAUAUCUUCCUGAUAGCACUCAUCCUCCUCUUCCUCUUCACCAAUUCCUCUCAGAAACACUCAUCAUCAUGACUGAAUACGACCCCAAGGACAUGGAGUUCCGCUUCCUCGGAAACACCGGUCUCCGCGUGUCCUGCCUCUCGUACGGUGGUUGGCUGACCGUCAGCGAGGACAGCGAGAAAGUCACCAAGGAGUGCUUCGAGAUUGCCUGGAGCCGUGGCGUCAACUUCUUCGACACUGCCGAGAUCUACUCUAACGGCGAGUGCGAGACCGUCUUCGGCAACGUCCUCAAGUCGCUUGGCUGGAAGCGAUCCGACUACGUGAUCUCGACCAAGCUCUACUUUGGAUUCGGCGAGAAGAGCCCCAACGGCCGCGGAUUGUCGCGCAAGCACUUGAUGGAGGGCUUGGACCAAUCACUCAAGCGUCUCCAGCUCGACUACGUCGACGUCAUCUUCGCGCACCGUCCCGAUCGCGAGGGCGUGCCAAUGGAGGAGGUCGUGCGUGCCUUCACGCAGAUGAUCAACGACGGCAAGGCCCUUUACUGGGGAACCUCGGAGUGGUCGGCGUUCGAGAUCGAGCAUGCGCACCACAUCGCGACCAAGUUUGGCUUGAUUGCGCCUAUCGCCGAGCAGCCCCAGUACUCGGCCUUCCACCGAAACCGCUUCGAGGCCGAGUACAAGCCUCUCUACGACCUCUACAAGUACGGAACUACCAUCUGGAGUCCUCUGGCUGGUGGUGUUCUCACCGGAAAGUACAACGACGGCUUCGCUCCCGGUACCAGACUCGGCGACCAGAGCAGCCCUGUCGUUCAGCGUAUCCGCAAGCAGUGGGAGACCCCCGAGGGCCAGGCAAAGAUCGCCAAGGUGCGCGAGCUCACCAAGAUCGCUGACCGUGUCGGCUGCACCACCGCUCAGCUCAUGCUUGCUUUCCUUUUGAAGAACAAGAACGUGUCUACUAUUCUCACUGGAUCGUCGAGAGCCGAGCAGGUCGUCGAGAACUUGGACGCUUUGAAGGUGUACCGCAAGCUCACCGACGCCGACGUCGACGAGAUCGAGGCUAUCCUCGACAACAAGCCCGACUACGCUGCUCUGUACUAAACAGCACGACCGUCGCAAAAAAACUUGGUGAUUUGUUAGCGAUAUCGUACAAGUAGCUAUGAAUACAAUCCCUCUAUUUUGCCAAAU